Molecule: messenger RNA, 2871 nt
Organism: Peromyscus eremicus (cactus mouse)
Lineage: Eukaryota; Metazoa; Chordata; Mammalia; Rodentia; Cricetidae
Gene: Mdga1
Product: MAM domain containing glycosylphosphatidylinositol anchor 1
Exons: 17
Coding region: 1-2871 (956 amino acids)
Biological process (GO): synapse organization; homophilic cell-cell adhesion
Cellular component (GO): neuronal cell body; axon; plasma membrane
Molecular function (GO): protein binding; axon guidance receptor activity
Source: RefSeq, a predicted model, not a curated record
AUGGAGGUGACCUGCCUUCUACUUCUGGCGCUGAUCCCCUUCCACUGUCGGGGACAAGGAGUCUACGCCCCAGCCCAGGCCCAGAUCGUGCACGCGGGGCAGGCCUGUGUGGUGAAGGAGGAUAAUAUCAGUGAGCGAGUCUACACCAUCCGGGAGAGCGACACCCUGGUGCUGCAGUGCCUAGUCACUGGUCACCCCCGGCCCCAGGUGCGGUGGACCAAGACUGCUGGCAGCGCAUCUGACAAGUUCCAGGAGACGUCCGUGUUCAACGAGACGCUGCGGAUCGAGCGCAUCGCCCGCACGCAGGGCGGCCGCUACUACUGCAAGGCAGAGAACGGGGUGGGAGUGCCGGCCAUCAAGUCCAUCCGCGUGGAUGUGCAGUACUUGGAUGAGCCCGUGCUGACGGUACACCAGACAGUGAGCGACGUCCGAGGCAACUUCUACCAGGAGAAGACGGUGUUCCUACGCUGCACCGUCAGCUCCAACCCACCCGCCCGCUUCAUCUGGAAAAGGGGUUCCGACACCCUCUCCCACAGCCAGGACAAUGGGGUUGACAUCUACGAGCCUCUCUACACCCAGGGGGAAACGAAAGUCUUGAAGCUGAAGAACCUGCGGCCCCAAGACUAUGCCAGCUACACCUGCCAGGUGUCCGUGCGUAACGUGUGUGGCAUCCCCGAUAAGGCCAUCACCUUCCGGCUCACCAACACCACAGCACCGCCAGCCUUGAAGCUGUCUGUGAACGAAACUCUGGUGGUGAACCCCGGGGAGAACGUGACAGUGCGAUGUCUUCUGACGGGCGGCGACCCCCUGCCCCAGCUGCACUGGUCCCACGGACCCGGCCCACUGCCCCUGGGUGCUCUGGCUCAGGGUGGGACCCUCAGCAUCCCUUCGGUGCAGGCCCGGGACUCUGGCUACUACAACUGUACAGCCACCAACAAUGUAGGCAACCCAGCCAAGAAGACGGUCAACCUGCUGGUGCGAUCCUUGAAGAACGCCACAUUCCAGAUCACCCCCGACGUGAUCAAAGAGAGCGAGAACAUUCAACUCGGCCAGGACCUGAAGCUUUCAUGCCACGUGGAUGCAGUGCCCCAGGAGAAGGUGGCCUACCAGUGGUUCAAAAACGGCAAGCCGGCACGCAUGUCCAAGCGGCUGUUGGUGACCCGCAAUGACCCUGAGCUACCCGCCGUCACCAGCAGCCUGGAGCUCAUCGACCUGCACUUCAGUGACUACGGGACUUAUUUGUGCUUGGCUUCUUUCCCGGGAUCACCGGUGCCUGACCUCAGCGUUGAGGUCAACAUCUCCUCCGAGACAGUGCCGCCCACCAUCAGUGUGCCCAAGGGCCGCUCCGUGGUGACGGUGCGCGAGGGCUCUCCUGCCGAGCUCCAGUGUGAAGUGCGCGGCAAGCCCCGGCCGCCGGUGCUGUGGUCUCGCGUGGACAAGGAGGCCGCCCUGCUGCCCUCAGGGCUGGCCCUGGAAGAGACUCCGGAUGGGAAGCUGCGGCUGGAGCGCGUGAGCCGCGACAUGAGCGGCACCUACCGCUGCCAGACGGCUCGCUACAAUGGCUUCAACGUACGAUCCCGGGAGGCUCAGGUGCAGCUGACGGUGCACUUCCCGCCAGAGGUGGAGCCCAGUUCCCAGGACGUGCGCCAGGCGCUGGGCCGGCCGGUGCUCCUGCGCUGCUCGCUCCUGCGCGGCAGCCCCCAGCGCAUCGCCUCGGCCGUGUGGCGCUUCAAAGGACAGCUGCUGCCCCCGCCGCCUGUCGUUCCCGCCGCCGCCGCCGAGGCCACCGAUCACGCCGAGCUGCGCCUGGACGCCCUGACCCGUGACAGCAGCGGCAGCUACGAGUGCAGCGUCUCCAACGACGUGGGCUCAGCCACCUGCCUCUUCCAGGUCUCCGCCAAAGCCUACAGCCCGGAGUUUUACUUCGACACCCCCAACCCCACCCGCAGCCACAAGCUGUCCAAGAACUACUCCUAUGUGCUACAGUGGACGCAGAGGGAGCCGGACGCCGUGGACCCUGUGCUCAACUACAGACUCAGCAUCCGCCAGUUGAACCAGCACAAUGCCAUGGUCAAGGCCAUCCCUGUGCGGCGUGUGGAGAAGGGGCAGCUGCUGGAGUACAUCCUGACUGACCUUCGUGUGCCCCACAGCUAUGAGAUCCGCCUCACACCCUACACCACCUUUGGGGCUGGAGACAUGGCGUCCCGAAUAAUCCACUACACAGAGCCCAUCAACUCGCCCAACCUAUCAGACAACACCUGUCACUUCGAGGAUGAGAAGAUCUGCGGUUACACCCAGGAUCUGACAGACAACUUUGACUGGACUCGGCAGAAUGCUCUUACCCAGAAUCCCAAGCGUUCUCCUAAUACCGGCCCCCCUACUGAUAUCAGUGGCACCCCUGAAGGCUAUUACAUGUUCAUUGAGACAUCCAGGCCCCGGGAGCUGGGGGACCGAGCCCGGUUGGUGAGUCCCCUGUACAAUGCCAGCGCCAAGUUCUACUGCGUCUCUUUCUUCUACCACAUGUAUGGGAAACACAUCGGCUCCCUCAACCUUCUGGUGCGGUCCAGGAACAAAGGCUCGCUAGAUACACACGCCUGGUCCCUCAGUGGCAAUAAGGGCAAUGUGUGGCAGCAGGCCCAUGUGCCCAUCAACCCCAGUGGGCCCUUCCAGAUUAUUUUUGAGGGGGUUCGAGGCUCGGGCUACCUGGGGGAUAUUGCCAUAGAUGAUGUCACACUGAAGAAGGGAGAAUGUCCCCGGAGGCAGAUGGAUCCCAACAAAGUGGUGGUGAUGCCGGGCAGCGGAGCCCCCAGCCUGUCCAGCCUGCAGCUUUGGGGAUCCAUGGCCAUCUUCCUCUUGGCCUUGCAGAGAUGA